Lycium barbarum (goji berry) is the source of this 693-nucleotide messenger RNA. Its product is annotated as protein ELF4-LIKE 3-like. Gene Ontology annotation, biological process: entrainment of circadian clock; positive regulation of circadian rhythm. Lineage: Eukaryota; Viridiplantae; Streptophyta; Magnoliopsida; Solanales; Solanaceae. The record is from RefSeq and is a predicted model, not a curated record. The coding region runs from base 228 to 530 and encodes 100 amino acids. The transcript has 2 exons.
GUCAAUGUAGACAGAAAAUAAGUGAGAGGGUGGGUCGAAGCCUGACUGUCAAAUCUACAUAUUCUCUCUCUCUCUAACUGGAGAUUCGAUUAAGUCGCUGUUUCAAUCUCUGUCCUUUGUCUCUCAACCACAACAAUUUUAUCAGAUGUUCUUCUAGGAUUGGAUCUACUUUUUAUGUAUUAAAUUAAAAGGGGAAUCUUUCUUUCUCCACCAAACACAAAGAAGAAAUGGAAGGGGAUAGUUUUUCAGGCCAAAUAGAUGGGAAAGUUAUGCAGACAUGUGAAAAGAGCUUUGUUCAAGUUCAAGACAUAUUGGAUCAGAAUAGGCUGUUAAUCAAUGAGAUUAAUCAGAAUCAUGAGUCCAAGAUCCCUGAUAAUUUGAGCAGGAAUGUUGGUUUAAUUAGAGAACUGAACAACAACAUAAGGAGAGUGGUUGACCUUUAUGCACAUCUUUCAGGUUCUUUCAACAAUGUUUCAUCUGAAGGGGACUCCACUGGAAGACCUACCCACAAAAGGAGUAGGCCUGUUUAGAGGAAAAAGAAUCUUGUUCUUGAUUAUUUUUCAUGAAGAUGAAUGAUUAGAUUGUAGUAUAGCCUCUUCCUUCUCUUUAGUGUACUUUAUUUAGUACUCCCAAAAAUCUGUUUCGCUGUUAUUGUGUAUCUGCAGAUCUAAUUGAAAGAAGAAUUAAUGUCCA